CUCCAACCUCCCUACCUCCUCUCACGCUCACUCAGAGCAGCACUCAAAGCAUGCCUUCGAAGCUCAAGCAGCCCAGCGGCGGCCCCGUGGUUCUCCUCUGGCAUCGCACCGAUCUGCGCCUGCACGAUGCCCCCGCGCUCACCGCCGCAUUGGACCUCAAGCCAACAAUUUUCAUCCCCGUGUGGACCUGGGAUCCUCACUACGUCUACCGCGCCCGUGUUGGGCCCAAUCGCUGGCGAUUCCUGCUCGAAAGCCAGCAGGAUCUCUCCGCCGCCUACACGAAGCUGAACCCGAAGCAAAAGCUCUGGCUUGUCCGCGAGGCACCGCAGACCGUAUUUCCAAAGCUCUGGAAGACAUGGGGCAUAACGCAUCUGGUCUUCGAGAAGGACACGGACGCCUAUGCGCGGGACAGGGAUAAUGAAGUGGUGAAAUUGGCGGAGAAGGCGGGCGUGACAGUGGUGAUACGGAGCGGGAGGACGCUGUUCGAUUCCGACGAGAUCGUCCGGGUCAACGGUCGCAAGCCCACGAUGAGCAUUACCCAGCUGGAGAAGGCGGCCGGGAAGCUCAAUGGAGGUGUUCCAGAUAAACCGCUGGGUGCGCCGUCCAGCGUACCGGAUCCGUGGGAGGAGAGUCGUAUGGAUCUGAGCGAUCUGAGCCAAAACAUCCCUGAGGCAGAGCCUGAUGUGAACUCAGAAUACCGCACCAAAACACAGGAAACACAGUACCAUCAUCUCAUGGGUCCGAAGGGUGAUUUUGCCGUGCCCACGCUGGAACAACUGGGUAUUGACGCGUCGCGAGCCACCGGGCCGCAUCACGGAGGCGAGUCAGUAGCCCUCAAAAUCCUGAGUGACUGCAUCAAAGACGAAGAGUAUGUCGGUUUGUUUGAGAAGCCGAAGACCUCCCCUGCCGCGUUUGAGCCCCAGGCUACCACGUUACUGUCGCCGCACCUGCAUUUCGGAACGCUGUCCGUCAGGAAGUUCUGGUGGGAUGUCGAUGCAGUGCUCAGGAAGCGGAAAGGCCAGAAAAAGCCCGUUGCACAUCUUCCGACCAACCUGCCCGGCCAACUACUUUUCCGAGACAUGUACUUCGCGGCGCAGGCGGCCCUGGGGUAUGCCUAUGCGCAGACCCAAGGCAAUAAGAUCGCCCGCUUCAUCCCCUGGCACCUCCAGUCCAACUACUCGACAGUCCCGCGCGGCGAACAUCUUCUGGAUGGCACCUACACGAUCGAUGACCCCGAAGCGGAGACGUGGUUCCGGCGGUGGAAGCACGGCCGCACGGGCUUUCCCUGGAUCGACGCAUUGAUGCGCCAGCUGAAGCAGGAGGGGUGGAUCCACCAUCUUGGCCGCCACAGUGUUGCGUGCUUUUUGACACGGGGUGGCUGCUAUGUGAGCUGGGAGCGAGGCGCGGAGGUCUUUGAGGAGUGGUUGGUCGAUCAUGAAACUGCUUCCAACGUCGGGAAUUGGAUGUGGCUCUCCUGCACCGCAUUCUUCUCCCAGUACUAUCGCUGCUAUUCUCCGAUCGCGUUCGGCAAGAAAUGGGACCCCGAAGGCCGCUUUGUGCGGCGCUAUUGUCCCGAGCUGGCACAUUUCGAUAAGAAGUACAUCUAUGAGCCGUGGAAGGCGCCCAUCGCCGAUCAGAAGAAAUGGAAAUGCAGAGUCACCGGCGACGGGACGAGCAAUCGCGACGAAGCGACUGGGCUGCAAACCUACCCCAAGCCGAUGUUCAAUUUCGACGAGCGGAGAGACUUCUGCAUCAGUCAGAUCAAGCAUGCAUACGAGAUGAAUCUGUACGGGGAUGAUCCCAAGGUCAUGGACGGUUCGUGGAAAGAGCUGUUUGACUUUCAUGAUGAGGGGGGGAAGGUGGUGGAUGAGAUGACUGGUCAAGAUGCUAAGAGCUUGACCGAUCAACCUCGAAAACGAUCAGAUGGGGAUGGGGAGGUCGAUGGAGAGGAUUCCUACUCCGAUGGGGUUAGAGAUGAGGAACCCAGCCCGAAAAGAAGGAAGAGAUAGACCAAUUCACAUUAGAGAUGGCUCGGUG
Aspergillus saccharolyticus JOP 1030-1 is the source of this 2037-nucleotide messenger RNA. Its product is annotated as putative DNA photolyase. NCBI's taxonomy places the organism in Eukaryota, Fungi, Ascomycota, Eurotiomycetes, Eurotiales, Aspergillaceae. Gene Ontology annotation, cellular component: nucleus; cytoplasm. Gene Ontology annotation, molecular function: FAD binding; DNA binding. Gene Ontology annotation, biological process: entrainment of circadian clock by photoperiod; circadian regulation of gene expression. The transcript has 2 exons. Bases 51 to 2009 code for a protein of 652 amino acids. The record is from RefSeq and is a predicted model, not a curated record.